AUGAAGCCUGUGAAGCUGCACUAUUGGAUUCUGGGUUGGUUUUUUAUGGCAUUAUGUUGUUGGUGUACUUCAGAUACAUUCUCUCAAGGUGACAACCACCCUCAUACCUGGAAAAAGCUGUAUCUUGCUCAUCAUUGGCCAGUGACUGUAUGUAAGAUGAGUGCUAAUGAUUGUCAAGACCCUCCAGAGUAUUGGACAAUCCAUGGACUGUGGCCUGACAAAACCGAAGAUUGUAAUAGGACGUGGCAUUUCAACGUCACCGAGAUUAAGGAUCUAAUGUCAGACAUGAGACGCUAUUGGCCUGAUGUGCUUCAUUCGUCUCUGAAUCGCACUCAGUUCUGGAAACAUGAGUGGGACAAACAUGGCACUUGUGCAGCCACACUUCAGAUCCUCAACUCUCAGAAGAAAUACUUUGGUAAAGCCUUAGAACUCUACCAGCAUGUUGAUCUUAACAGUUGUCUCCUGAAAGCUGGGAUAAAGCCAAGCAGUUCAUAUUACCAGAUGACUGCCAUAAAGGAAGCUCUUACAAAAUUUUAUGGUGUAACACCAAAGAUCCAAUGUCUUCCUCCAGAAGAGGGUGAAAAAGCACAAACAAUUGGUCAGAUUGAAUUCUGCCUCACCAAAGAACUGCAGCUGAGAAACUGCACGGCGCUGAAGGGUGAAUCCGACCCAAUGCAGGCUGACUUGAAGCUUGGAACUGAGGAGUUGUCUGUCUGCAGCGAUACUCUCCCAACCUAUUACCCUUCAGAGGUCCAAGAUUGCAAAUGA
Mesitornis unicolor (brown roatelo) is the source of this 768-nucleotide messenger RNA. It is a transcript of the gene RNASET2, whose product is annotated as ribonuclease T2. Bases 1 to 768 code for a protein of 255 amino acids. Gene Ontology annotation, biological process: RNA catabolic process. The transcript is spliced from 9 exons. Gene Ontology annotation, molecular function: ribonuclease T2 activity; RNA binding. Gene Ontology annotation, cellular component: extracellular region. NCBI's taxonomy places the organism in Eukaryota, Metazoa, Chordata, Aves, Mesitornithiformes, Mesitornithidae. The record is from RefSeq and is a predicted model, not a curated record.